AUGGCCGACGAGAAACAGCCGAAAGUGAAGUUCGCUCGAGCUUGUACUGCAUGUUACCAGAAAAAGAUUCGCUGCAAUGUGACCUCCAAGAUCCCAUGUUCAAGUUGCGAAUUGCACGGCAGCGCUUGCGUGCUACGAUCUCGAAAACGCAAGCAUGGCCGAGUUCUCUACAAUACAGCUCAAGUCGAAGGCAUCACUGAAUCCCCUUUGCCGUCCAUGACACCUGAAAGCUCAAGCAUAAGGCGAAAUAGCGUAGCGAACUCCGGCAGUUCUUUCCAUGUUCAAAGUACACAGCAUGACCUUGAAUCAGAUUCGCCAAGUAGUUCGGGAUGUUCCCCUGACCAACUUGGAGUAGCCCAAGUCGACUAUGAAGACUACUAUGGUGCGCCGGUGCUUCAGCAGCAGCAAAACCAAGACCAGGACACACAAAGCCCAGACCCGGGGAUCCACCAGGUAAACAUGGCGGUACUCCGAUUAUACAACGCGUUCGACCUUCCCUCCGCAGCAUUUCGACACUCCUUGCUGGACAAUUUCAUGACCCAUGUCUACCCACUGAUGCCAAUCGUUGACAUGACAAGUCUCAAGUCAAGGAUAGGGUAUUCGCCACCAACUGCACUACUGAAAGCAGUCUUCCUUGCUGGAGCUCGGACUACUGAUGCGCAACUUCCAUUUUCAUUCGAGCAAUAUUACAACGCCAUUAAAGCCCUAGUGAUGUCUGGCUAUGAAAAGGAUCCUGUCACCGCAAUGGUCGUCGCGUGCCUGUUAGGUUGGUACAAUCAAUCAAGUGUUUACAGUGUCAAUAUAGAUUCCAGCAGUGCCUGGCUCCGCUUUGCAUCGAACAUUGCGUAUCAGGUAGGUCUGCACAAAGAGCCCAAGACCAAAGUCAAUGCGGGCUACAGACGCAGACUAUGGUGGACGUUGGUGGCUCGAGAUUGUCUUGUGUCAGCCGGCCAAGGCAGACCACGGAUAUUUAAUCUAGCAGACUGCGACAUCAAACCGAUCUCGACUGAUGAUUUCGGAGCCGAUGAACAAUAUUCCAAAGUCUUCGUUGCUUAUGUCAAAGUGUGCCUCAUCCUAGGCGAUCUCUGCGAAUCCCAUAGACGAAGAGAGAUGUCAACACUGCAGCGAGACAACAUCAGGAACAGACUCUUCUGGUGGUUGAAGGAGCUUCCGCAAGAGAUGCAAUACUUCGGGUCCUCCACCCAUGCUUCUUUCGAUAAUCGCUUUGAGAGACAACUCUUUGUCAUUUAUUUUGCAGCAGUGACAAUCCUCUACCGGAGCGACUUGUCGGGGCAGAUGGUGCACCCUGUUGCACUGGUCGCAUCAUCAUUUCUGGUUUCUUUGCUAGAAGAUUUCCUUGCCAGAGACGAAGUUCAGCGGCUUCCCACAAUUUUUACCUUCUAUGCCGUUUCCGCGGCCGUGCCUCAACUUGUGGCUACGAGGCACGAGAAUCUCAAACCUGUCGCAGAGACCGAGCUGGUGAUUAUUUCCCAGUUUUUACUGGCACUCUCCAAGAGAUGGCCGACCUCUGCGAAUGCGCUGAAGCUUUUCGAAACGCUCAGGAAUUCAGAACCUGCGAUUGAAAAACCUCAUGUAUGCUUCGGAACAUUCUCAAGCCAUGAGCAGCUCCUUUUUGACAAUUUCGAUCUGUCUGCCUGCAGGCACUCGUCCCUGCUAGCAGAUCAUAGCGCGCAUUUAUCAAGAACAGUGGAACCGACAAGCUUCACAAGAGAUGCCCGUUCUCUCCCUACGCCACACUCUGAAACCGUUCCGAACAUAUUCUGUGAAACAGACCCAGAUCAGGACCUACUGCAGACGGGUUCUCUACCCCUGGAACAGCAAACCAUGAGCUUGGACUGGCCUCUGGAUAAUCUUGGCGAUAACACCACAGUUGAGUUUUCUAAUGCGAUUGGAAGCUGGCUUUUUUCACAGGAUGUCUUUAGGAAUUAUAAUUUUGGAGCUGCGCACGGGUUGGAUUUAUAGCCGGCUUCCUGCAUGGUUGGCGAUCGUGGGAAUGUGUCUCUCCAGCGAAGGAUAGAGCAGCCCAAAAGGGGAGCCCUUAUGGGGACGUCCACGAGCGACAGCAUACAA
This is a messenger RNA of Talaromyces proteolyticus, 2091 nucleotides long. RefSeq lists its product as uncharacterized. Gene Ontology annotation, molecular function: DNA-binding transcription factor activity, RNA polymerase II-specific; DNA binding; zinc ion binding. Gene Ontology annotation, biological process: regulation of DNA-templated transcription; DNA-templated transcription. Bases 1 to 1983 code for a protein of 660 amino acids. The record is from RefSeq and is a predicted model, not a curated record. The transcript has 4 exons. Lineage: Eukaryota; Fungi; Ascomycota; Eurotiomycetes; Eurotiales; Trichocomaceae.